This is a messenger RNA of Oenanthe melanoleuca, 4536 nucleotides long. RefSeq names its product protocadherin 19 (gene PCDH19). Gene Ontology annotation, biological process: homophilic cell-cell adhesion. Gene Ontology annotation, cellular component: plasma membrane. NCBI's taxonomy places the organism in Eukaryota, Metazoa, Chordata, Aves, Passeriformes, Muscicapidae. The coding region runs from base 336 to 3620 and encodes 1094 amino acids. Gene Ontology annotation, molecular function: calcium ion binding. The record is from RefSeq and is a predicted model, not a curated record. The transcript has 5 exons.
GUGGCGUGCGGCCGCCGCAGCGAGCGCCGGCGGGAGCGGGCUCGGCUCGGCGCUGCGCGGCUCGGCUCCUCGCUUGCCGCUCCGCUACGGCUCGCCUCAGCAUCCCGCUUCUGCUCCCGCGCCCGCUCGCCAUGCCCGGCCCUUCCGCGGCGCCGCCGGCACGGAGCGCCUGAGCGGACGGCGUUGGCGUGUGCGCGGGGGAGCGCGGCUCCGGUGCCCGCAGCCGGCCGGCCGCCGGCGGGGCAGCCCGGCGGGCGCUGCCCGAUGAGCGCGGCGGGCCCCUGAGGCGCGCGGCCGGCGGCCGUCGGGGCGCGGCGCGGAGCGGCGGCGCGGCCAUGGGCGCUCUCCCGGCGCUGCUCGGGGCCGCCUUGCUUUGGGCCGGCGCCGGGGCCCUCGUCAAUCUCAAGUACUCGGUGGAGGAGGAGCAGCGGGCCGGCACGGUGAUCGCCAACGUCGCCAAGGACGCCCGGGACGCCGGGUUCGUCCUGGACCCCCGGCAGCCCGCCGCAUUCCGAGUGGUCUCCAACUCGGCUCCCCACCUGGUGGACAUCAGCCCCGGGUCCGGGCUGCUGGUGACCAAGCAGAAGAUCGACAGGGACCUACUGUGCCGGCAGAGCCCCAAGUGUGUCAUCUCGCUGGAGGUGAUGUCCAGCUCCAUGGAGAUCUGCGUGAUCAAGCUGGAGAUCAAGGACCUGAACGACAACGCGCCCAGCUUCCCCACGGACCAGAUCGAGCUGGAGAUCUCGGAGACGGCCAGCCCCGGCACCCGGGUGCCCCUGGAGAGUGCCUAUGACCCGGACUCGGGCAGCUUUGGUGUGCAGAGCUAUGAGAUCACCCCCAAUGACCUCUUUGGGCUGGAGACCAAGACACGGGGUGACGGGUCCCGUUUUGCUGAGCUGGUGGUGGAGAAGAGCCUGGACCGUGAGACGCAGUCCCACUACAGCUACGUGAUCACGGCGCUGGACGGCGGCGACCCGCCCAACUUCGGCACGGUGGAGCUCAGCAUCCGCGUCAUCGACUCCAACGACAACAACCCGCUCUUUGAGGAGCCAGCCUACACCGUCAGCGUGCCUGAGAACGCCCCUCCGGGCACGCCGGUCAUCCGCCUCAACGCCUCUGACCCGGACGAGGGCACCAACGGCCAGGUCCUCUACUCCUUCCACAGCUACGUCUCCGAGCGGGCCCGGGAGCUGUUCCAGAUCGACCCCCAGAGCGGCCUCAUCACCGUCAGCGGAGCCAUCGACUACGAGGAGGGCCACGUCUACGAGCUGGACGUGCAGGCCAAGGACUUGGGGCCUAACUCCAUCCCUGCCCAUUGCAAAGUGACCAUCAGCGUCCAGGACGCCAAUGACAACCCGCCCCUCAUCAACCUGCUCUCUGUCAACAGCGAGCUGGUGGAGGUGAGCGAGAACGCCCCGCUGGGCUAUGUCAUCGCCCUGGUGCGCGUCUCGGACCGCGACUCCGGCGCCAACGGGCGCGUGCAGUGCAAGCUCCUGGGCAACGUGCCGUUCCGCCUGCAGGAGUACGAGAGCUUCUCCACCAUCCUGGUGGACGGGCGGCUGGACCGCGAGCAGAGGGACCAGUACAACCUCACCAUCCAGGCCAGGGAUAACGGCAUCCCUUCGCUGCAGGCCACCAAGUCCUUCACCGUCAAGAUCACCGACGAGAACGACAACCAUCCCCACUUCUCCAAGCCCUACUACCAGGUCAUUGUGCAGGAGAACAACACCCCAGGGGCCUACCUGCUCUCGGUGUCGGCCAGAGACCCUGACCUGGGCCUCAAUGGCAGCGUGUCCUACCAGAUCGUGCCCUCCCAAGUCAGGGACAUGCCUGUGUUCACCUAUGUCUCCAUCAACCCCAACUCUGGAGAUAUCUAUGCUUUGAGGUCCUUCAAUCACGAACAGACCAAGGCCUUUGAGUUCAAGGUCUUGGCAAAAGAUGGGGGUAGUCCCUCUCUGCAGAGCAAUGCCACUGUCAGGGUGAUUGUCCUGGAUGUCAACGACAACACGCCGGUGAUCACGGCCCCGCCCCUGGUCAACGGGACGGCGGAGGUGUACAUCCCCAGGAACGCGGGCGUUGGCUACCUGGUGACCGUGGUCAAGGCAGAUGACUAUGAUGAGGGUGAAAAUGGCAGACUUUCCUAUGAAAUGGUGGAAGGAGACAGAGGGUUUUUUGAGAUCGACCAGGUCAAUGGAGAGAUAAGGACCACCAGAGCCUUUGGGGAGAAUGCCAAAACAGCCUAUGAGCUCAUUGUGGUGGCUCAUGACCAUGGGAAAACGUCUCUCUCGGCUUCUGCCUUGAUUUUGAUUUACCUGUCUCCAGCCCUGGAUGCCCAGGAGUCCAUAGGAUCUGUUAACCUCUCCUUGAUUUUCAUUAUUGCCCUGGGGUCUAUUGCAGCCAUUCUUUUUGUCACCAUGAUCUUUGUGGCAGUCAAGUGCAAAAGGGAUAACAAGGAAAUCAGGACCUACAACUGCAGGAUUGCUGAGUACUCCUACGGGCACCAGAAGAAAUCCAGCAAGAAGAAGAAGAUCAGCAAGAACGACAUCCGCCUGGUGCCGCGGGACGUGGAGGAGACGGACAAAAUGAACGUUGUGAGCUGCUCCUCCCUCACCUCCUCCCUCAACUACUUCGACUACCACCAGCAAACACUGCCCCUGGGCUGCCGGCGCUCCGAGAGCACCUUCCUCAACGUGGAGAGCCAGAACAGCCGCAACGCCGGCUCCAAGCACAUCUACCAGCACAGCUUCACGGGCCAGAGCCCCCCGCAGCCCGACCUCAUCAUCAACGGCAUGCCGCUGCCCGAGACUGAAAACUACUCCUUUGAUUCCAACUACGUGAACAGCAGAGCUCAUUUAAUAAAAAGCAGCUCCACGUUCAAGGACUUGGAGGGGAACAGCCUGAAGGACAGUGGCCACGAGGAGAGUGACCAGACGGACAGCGAGCACGACGUGCAGCGGGGGCUGUACUGCGACACGGCCGUCAACGACGCGCUCAACACCAGCGUCCCCUCCGUGGGCUCCCAGGGCCCCGAGCAAGAGCAGAGCGAGGGUUUCCACUGCCGGGAGGAGUGCCGCAUCCUGGGCCACUCGGACCGCUGCUGGAUGCCGCGCGGCGCCGCGCCCAGCCGCGCCAAGUCCCCCGAGCGCGGCCGCAACGUCAUCGCCCUGUCCAUCGAGGCCUCGGCGGCGGACGCGGAGCCUUACGCAGACUGCGGCACAAAAAGGACCUUCGCCACCUUCGGCAAGGAGGGCGGCGAGCCCGCGGCCGAGGAGCGGCCCGCCAACGCCAAGGCCAAACGAACGGUGGACUCGGCCGCCUGCAGCCCCAAGGUGAGCGGCGCCGUGCGCGAGGCCGGCAACGGCUGCGAGGCCGUCAGCCCCGUCACCUCGCCCCUGCACCUCAAGAGCCCCUUGGCCAAGCCGGCCGUGCCCUACGGCGCCGGGCACUGCCGGGAGCGGGAGCCCUUCGGGACCGGCGGCCCCUCGCGGCCCAGCGAGGCCGAGCCCCGCGGCGCGGACAGCGAGGGCGGCGGCCACGAGGGCAACCCGCUGCUGCAGGAGCGCCGGGAGCGGGACAAGGACUCGCCCGGCGCCCGGAGACUGAAGGACAUCGUCCUCUGAGGAGACUGAGGGACACUGUCCUCUUUGGAGAGUGAGGGACACCGUCCCCUGAGGAGACUGAGGCCACCGUCCGCUGGGGAGGCUGAGGACACUGUCCUCUGAGGAGAGUGAAGGGCACUGUCCUCUGAGGAGAGUGAAGGGCACCGUCCUCUGAGGGGACUGAGGACACCAUCUUCUCCUCUGAGGGGACUGAGGACACCAUCUUCUCCUCUGAGGGGACUGAGGACACCGUCCUCUCCUCUGAGGAGACUGAGGGACACCGUCCUCUGGGCGGCACUCAGCACUCGGCAUGGGGCCGAGCACGAGGGACCGCACUGCUCCCGGCGCAGAUUGUUUUUCUCGCUUACCAAUGGUUCACAGAUCGCUGUAUUUAAAAGCUUUCCCUCGAUGUGUUGUUGAUAAAUGGAGCUGUCGUUGGUGUGACAAUCCCACGUGUCUGAGGGGCGGCAGGGGUGUUGUGAUUUUUGGGAGGCGGCGGGUGGCGGGAGCAGAGGCCAGACCCCCCUCAGUCCUCAGGAGCUCUCGGCAUCCCCUCCUCGGAGUUUAUAUAUUUUUAUAUCUCAAAAUGAAGAUAAAUUUCCAUUCCUUGAGAGAAUUGAGUGGCAAAUUCCUCACUGGGACAUCUUUAGUGACCACCCCGGCGGUUUUGUAGUCUGGACAAAGUAGCGGCUGUUUCUUGUGUGGGGCUGUCAGAGUGACAGUCGGGUGAGUUCCAGCUCUAAUUCAGCCAGCACGAGGUUUGUUUGUAUUUUAAGGUGUUGGUGUUUUGCUAUGGACACCCCUGCAUUUAUGAAUCCUUUUGCUGUCACAUACUUACCUGUACUAUUAUUGUAUUUGAUAUUGCAAAUUACUGUAUGUCUAGUGAUGGCAAAAGGCUUUCAGGCUUAAAAAAAAAAAAAAGAAUAAAAAAAAAUAA